AUGCGGACCCAGCAGGGCUCGGAGGGGGGCGUGCCCCUACCAGGGGGCAGUUGUGGCAGCAGCGGUAGCUGCAGCUCAGGGCUGUCACCAGGGUCUGAAUCGGAUGGAGGGAGCCCGACAGGCGGAGUAGUGGACAGCAUGGUGGACGGAGGUCUCGGGGUGGGUGGAUGUAUGGGGGGAGGUGGAGGAGGUAGCUUGGGUGGCACUCUGAGGGGGGUCCUGUCUCGCUAUUGGAGCUUGGAGAGUCUGCACUCCACCACAGCUGUUGUUGUUCCUGACGGGUCAUCAGAGAAGGCGGGGGCCGGGGAAGAGCUGGGCAGCGAAGAGGAUUUGUUGUAUGAAGAGUUCCGCGGUUCUGGACAUCGCUUUGGGCAUCCAGGAGGAGGAGGAGGAGAGCAGCUUGCCAUCAAUGAGUUGAUCAGUGAUGGCAGCGUGGUGUACGCCGAGGCCCUCUGGGACCACGUCACCAUGGAUGACCAGGAGCUGGGCUUUAAGGCCGGUGAUGUCAUCGAAGUAGUGGAUGCCACCAACAAGGAGUGGUGGUGGGGUCGCAUCAUGGACAGUGAGGGCUGGUUCCCUGCCAGCUUUGUACGGUUGCGUGUGAACCAGGAUGAGCCCAUGGAGGAGUAUCUAGCCCACCUGGAGGAGCCACAGGCUGGAGCAGAGGACCAGACAGGUCUAGGCUUGUUGUUGGGACCUGGUUUACCCUGCAAGGAGCAGAUGAGGACCAACGUCAUCAAUGAGAUUAUGAGCACAGAGAGAGACUACAUCAAGCACCUGAAAGACAUCUGUGAGGGUUACAUCAAACAGUGCCGCAAGAGGACCGACAUGUUCACUGAGGAGCAGCUUCGUACCAUCUUUGGCAACAUUGAAGACAUCUACCGGUUCCAGAGGAAGUUCCUGAAAGGCCUGGAGAAGAAGUUCAACAAGGAGCAGCCACACCUCAGUGAGAUCGGCUGCUGCUUCCUAGAACAUCAAACAGAUUUCCAGAUCUAUUCCGAGUAUUGCAACAACCACCCCAAUGCCUGCGUCCAGCUCUCCAAGCUCAUGAAAGUCAACAAGUACGUGUUCUUCUUUGAGGCGUGCCGACUCCUCCAGAAGAUGAUUGACAUCUCCUUGGAUGGCUUCCUGCUCACCCCGGUUCAGAAGAUCUGCAAGUACCCACUGCAGCUGGCUGAGCUGCUCAAAUACACCAACCCACAGCACAGGGACUACAAAGAUGUGGAGGCUGCCUUAAACGCCAUGAAGAAUGUGGCCAGGCUCAUCAAUGAGAGGAAACGCCGUCUUGAGAACAUUGACAAGAUCGCCCAAUGGCAGAGCUCCAUAGAGGACUGGGAGGGUGAAGAUGUGCUCAGCAGAAGCUCUGAUCUCAUCUUCUCGGGGGAGUUGACCAAACUGUCCCAGCCUCAGGCCAAGAGUCAACAGAGAAUGUUUUUCCUCUUUGACCAUCAGAUGGUGUACUGCAAAAAGGACCUACUGCGCAGAGACAUGCUCUACUAUAAGGGUCGGAUGGACAUGGACCACAUGGAGGUGAUAGAUGUGGAGGACGGCAAAGAGAAGGAGUUCAACAUCAGUGUGAAGAACACUCUGAAGCUGCGCUCUCUGGCCGGUGAUGAGGUCCACCUCCUGUGUGCCAAGAAGCCUGAGCAGAAACAGCGCUGGCUCCGAGCCUUUGCUGAUGAGAGGAAACAGGUCCAACAUGACCGCGAGACAGGCUUCUCACUCACAGAGGUCCAAAAGAAACAGGCCAUGCUGAAUGCCUGCAAAAGCCAUCCAGCUGGGAAACCCAAAGCGGUGACCAGACCCUACUAUGACUUCCUCCUGCGACAGAAACACCCCUCCCUCCCUACUGCUUUGCCCCAGCAGCAGGUCUUCAUGCUGGCUGAGCCUAAGCGUAAAACCUCCACCUUCUGGCACAACAUCGGCAGACUGACACCCUUCAAGAAGUAGAAAAACAACAACAACAAACAGAAGGGAACAGAAAAGCUGUGGAGAGAAGGAACGGAGGAGGAGAAAGAGAAGAGCUCUCUGCUCGUGCCUGAAUAGACCCUUUUUAAUUCUUCCUCUCUUUUCUUUCCUACUUGUAACAUUAAUUGAUAUACUGAUUUAUUGUAUAGAUGAGAAUGAUUAUGAUGAGGAAGUUAUUUUUUUGAAAGCACUUUAUAGGUUGGUUAACAAUCAGACUUGAAAAUGGUCUCGUGGAGACACUGAGUCAAAAAGAGAGAGUGGACUCUAGCUUAAUUUACUACUACUACACCUUCAAUCAAUGGCCGACUGGUACUAAUACUACUACUGUACUGCUGCAAGUGACUGUGGGACUCCUGACUGCGCUGCCUCUGUGAAAG
Messenger RNA from Scomber japonicus (chub mackerel), 2345 nucleotides. RefSeq names its product Rho guanine nucleotide exchange factor (GEF) 4 (gene arhgef4). The transcript has 11 exons. NCBI's taxonomy places the organism in Eukaryota, Metazoa, Chordata, Actinopteri, Scombriformes, Scombridae. Gene Ontology annotation, molecular function: protein binding; guanyl-nucleotide exchange factor activity. Bases 1 to 1950 code for a protein of 649 amino acids. The record is from RefSeq and is a predicted model, not a curated record. Gene Ontology annotation, biological process: intracellular signal transduction.